This is a messenger RNA of Indicator indicator, 297 nucleotides long. Its product is annotated as beta-keratin-related protein-like. Gene Ontology annotation, cellular component: intermediate filament. The record is from RefSeq and is a predicted model, not a curated record. Lineage: Eukaryota; Metazoa; Chordata; Aves; Piciformes; Indicatoridae. The transcript has a single exon. Bases 1 to 297 code for a protein of 98 amino acids. Gene Ontology annotation, molecular function: structural constituent of cytoskeleton.
AUGUCCUGCUACGACUUGUGCCUGCCCUCCUCUUGUGGUCCCCGGCCACUGGCCACCAGCUGCAACCAGCCCUGCUUCCGCCGCUGUGGGGACUCCACUGCCGUCAUCCAGCCCCCUACUGUUGUGGUCACCCUGCCCGGGCCCAUCCUCAGCUCUUACCCGCAAAAUACGACGGUGGGGUCCACAGCGUCGGCGGCAAUUGGGAGCUACCUCCGGUGCUGUGGGGUUCCCGUGGCCUCUGGCAGUUCUCGGGGGCUUGGGAAGGCAGGACUGCUGUGCUUGGGCAGCGGACUGUAG